UGGCCUUCGUCUUCCAAUAGUUGCCAUCAUCGCUGCUCGUAUAGACUCCUGGAAUGACGUGAAUGUCGGAAACUUUGCGAGAACGGCAACCAUUUACAUAAUCUGGACGGUGUCGCAAAUCAAUUUCUCCAUCAUCUCGACCACACUGCCGAUUCUUCGACCCUUCAUCAAGGAUCUCACGACUUUCUAUGGAGCUCUUCGACCGAGUGAGUACAGCGGCAGCGACUAUCGCGCGCGCUCAAACUCCUUCCCUCUUUCUACGUUCAAGACAAAACGAUCUGAUGGAAGCUACGGGACGGGGAAAGGCAGUGGUAACUCUCGCCACCACGGAUCAUCCACGAAAACCAAAGAUUCUGAUGCUUUGGACUUUGGACUUCCCAUGCAUGGACUUGAAGGGACCACCCGUACUGAGAUAGAAGCACGAGAUGCUGGCCCAUGUGGCGGUAACAUGAGGAUGUCAGAUAAUAGCUUGGAGACAAGCAGCAGUCAAAGGAUGAUAAUCAGGGUGGAUACGGAAUGGGAGGUCUCACGAGAGGACUCCAAUUGAGAGCGUUUAGGCCAGAAAUGUUAGCAGUCUUUUCACGG
Messenger RNA from Pseudocercospora fijiensis CIRAD86, 585 nucleotides. RefSeq lists its product as uncharacterized. The transcript has a single exon. Bases 189 to 416 code for a protein of 75 amino acids. NCBI's taxonomy places the organism in Eukaryota, Fungi, Ascomycota, Dothideomycetes, Mycosphaerellales, Mycosphaerellaceae. The record is from RefSeq and is a predicted model, not a curated record.